This is a messenger RNA of Camellia sinensis, 1392 nucleotides long. The record is from RefSeq and is a predicted model, not a curated record. Lineage: Eukaryota; Viridiplantae; Streptophyta; Magnoliopsida; Ericales; Theaceae.
ACGGCUUGCUUUUCUUUCUUUGUUUGCUGGUUUUUCCCCAAAACAACGAGUAGAUUACAGAUAGAGUUAGUUAGGUCUGCAUUUAAUUAGGGUUUACUUUACGCGUUGUUUUGGUGGACCAUGAUACGAGGCCACUACGAGCUUUUCUCAUUGCGAAUUUCGAUUCAAAUUUUUCACCAUUCCAGUCUUUUCUCACUUCCCAAUCCAAUUGUGUUCCUUAAUUCUAAUUUCUGUUAAUUUUUGUCUUUUUAAAACUAUCCAUUUUGUUUUCUGUAUAAUUGCUGAAUUCUUUGACACCUGGAUGGGGGUAAGUGGAUUUCAUUGUUUGAAAUCGAUUUCUGAUGGAUUUAGCAUGUUGCGAGGAUUUAUAACCCCCACUUUCACUUUGAGAAGAGCAACUUCUUUGAUUUCUUCAUUUGUGGCCAUAGAAAAUGUUGUUAUGUUUCCUAAUUACGGUUAGUAAUUAGUUUUUGUAGUCUUAGUUGAAUGUGAAUUGGGAUUUCAGAACAAAUGCUAGCUGUCGAUUGAUCAUACAUUGGUCCAACCUCGGUUCCAACUACAUGUCGGUAUCUGAUUUUCUUGCUGAUUCUUUUACUGGGAUUUAAUCAGGAUGUGUUUUAGUUGAUCAUGUAUGUGCAUCUGACAAUCAAGUUAAAGUGGGUGUGGAUAAGAUUGAGUUGAAGGCUUUGGAGCAACUUCUACUCUGGUUGAUUCUGUGACUAUUAUUGGAUGUUUCUUUUGACAUUCCUGAGUUGAGAAAUAAUUGUCUUUCGGCGUGCGUACAACCAAAAAUGGAUUUGAGAUUUAAACAGGUCCUGUUAUUUAUGCUAUUUCUUGUGGUUUUGAAUGGUUAUGCCACAGCAGAGUCAGAAACAGAGAGUUUACCAAGGUUAAGAGCUGCUCCAUUCAGGAAUACAGGGGGUAGCGUUAUACAUGGCAUAGGAACAGAGGAUGUCCUUAUAUCUGAUAGUGAUACGAAUGGACUGGAUGAAAGGAAGGUUGGAAGUGGCAGAGUCUCAGUGUCCGCAGUUGCAUUUCUCACGCUGGCAAUGGCUGCUGCUACAAAUUUAGGUGCAAUACCAUUCUUCUUUGUGGAACUUGAUCCCCAGUGGGCGGGAAUAUGCAAUGGGAUGGCUGCUGGGGUGAUGUUGGCAGCAAGCUUUGACUUCAUACAGGAAGGACAAGAGCAUGGUAGUGGAAAUUGGGUUGUGUUUGGAAUUUUGACAGGUGGAAUUUUCAUUUGGCUUUGUAAGAAGGUGAUGACUCUCCAUCUUUCAUCUUUUGAAAAAUGGGAAUUUUUGCUUUCUGUAAUAUUACCAAGUUUUAUUUCUAUUACUAUUGUCAUUGCUAUUGCUGAUCGACCAUAAGCAAUCCUAACUCAUGUUAUUAAUU